Messenger RNA from Colletotrichum truncatum, 1764 nucleotides. RefSeq lists its product as uncharacterized. Lineage: Eukaryota; Fungi; Ascomycota; Sordariomycetes; Glomerellales; Glomerellaceae. The record is from RefSeq and is a predicted model, not a curated record.
AUGGUUGCCAACCUCAGCAGGAUGAAGAAAAGGCUUUCUCAAUUAUUUGGUGGUUAUUCGGGUAGAGAGUCGAAGUCGCGUUUCAACAGCACGACGUCCGAUGCUGAGUCCAGGUACAACCACCGGUGGGCACGCCUUGCCCGAGUACGAGCCUCUUUCCGAAAGGUCAUCCUUCCAGCCGGGAUUCUGAUGUGUAUUGCAGCAGCCGUCUUCACUAAUCUGUAUUCAUUGGAGGCCGUCUACUUAGUUCAUGACGCGAACUCAAGAAGGGCCGUCUCGCGGUCUCAACUCGAAGGCCUCAAGAACGCCGCUAAUAUCGACGCAGGAGGCCCUCGGAGGCUGAGACUCUUCAUGCCUGCCGAUGGUCCGCACAUCAACCUGUGUAAAACUGUAAUGUCUGCCGUGGCCCUCGGGUAUCCGAUGCCAACCAUCCUCAACUGGAACGGGGAGUUCAACCGGCCAGAUUGGCACUUUGCGGGCUCACACAUCGCCAAGCUGGAAUCUCUUUUAGCUGUCAUUGACACCCUCUACGCGGAAGAUGAUGAUGUGAACGAGAACGAUUUGGUGCUUCUCGUUGACGCGUACGACAUCUGGUUCCAGCUCCCGCCGUCUGUCCUCAUAGAGCGGUUCCAUCGUAUCAACCGGGAUGCGGAUGCUCGUGUAGCAAAGCAGUGGGGGGAACACGGGUACACGCCGGAUUUCCCGGUGCCACCUCCCAAACAGCAAAUCGUCGUUACCACAGCAAAGGAUUGCCAGCCGGAUUGGGAGUCAGGGUCCAAUCCUCGUUACGAAUACUGGCCUGACUCGCCUCUGCCACCGGACUUCUACGGCGAGGGAACAGACAAGGUUCUGCCUUAUGCUUUCGAUUCAGCUAGGAAGUACAAGAAGAUCCGGCCACGAUGCGUCAACAGUGGGAUGAUCAUGGGGACCAUCGGUGCUCUGAGGGGCGCCUUGCAAAAGUGUAAAGAAAAGGUAGACAUGGUCGCCAUGAGCGACCGGCAGCUAUGGAGUGACCAGGCACUAUUUGCAGAGGUUAUUGGGGACCAGGAGAUGUGGAGGUACUGGAUCAGAGGUUUGUUGUCAACAUGGAAUGGGACUACAUCCAAUCAAGAGGAACUGCCUCGGGAAGUACGAAGGGUCGCAGAUCAAGCUCUCGCCGGGGAGGGCUUCGAUUUUGGAAUCGGGUUGGACUACGAUUUUGCAACGAUACCGCCUACCUGCUCGUCCGAAGAUGACGGCUUCUUUGUCAGACUCGACGACACAGACGCCGUGAUCAAGGAGUCUAAGAAAGCGGGCGUUCCAGGCGGCGUCAGGGUGAAAGGAAUCCCUCCCGAGCUGGAACAUGAACGGGACCCUUUGCCUGGUCUCAGCUGGGGGAAAGUGCCCCUCUACACCGACUUCUUCUUCGGCACCAUCCCUGUCGGCAUCCAUCACAACGCCUACAUAUUUGGCCUCAAGCCGUGGAGGUUGGAGCACUGGUGGAACAUGACCUGGUACUACCCCCACCUGCGGGAGCUGGUCACGAGUGCUCUGCAAGCGAACAGGAAGCUUAUGCCGUUGGCGAGGUUACCACUGAACGGCGACAACGGGAGCGAGAUGGUGUAUUGGACGUCGAAGGAGGACGAGAAGAUGGUGAAGGUGUUUGACAGGUCAAACGAGGAAUCAAAGUUUGCCCCGAUUAGUUGGGACGGCGUCUGCCAGAAAGGGAAUAAGAGAUGGUAUGACGCUCUUUUUGGCGAUGAAAAAGGUCCUCUGGAGAUUUGA